Microthlaspi erraticum is the source of this 270-nucleotide messenger RNA. NCBI's taxonomy places the organism in Eukaryota, Viridiplantae, Streptophyta, Magnoliopsida, Brassicales, Brassicaceae. The record is from the annotation of a GenBank genome assembly.
AUGGGAGGAAACAGAUCACACAGUAGCAAGAGGUUCUCUCUCUUCAGCUUCUUCAAAACACGAAGAUCUCACAGAGUGGAAGUGGACGCCUCAUGGGAUGACGUCGCUUACACUCGCAAAGCAAUGGCUAGUGACGAGGACAAACGCUAUUGGGUCGCUGAACCAGGCAUCGACCGCAAAGCUUCCGCUUUCAUCGCUAAAUUUCAUGAGACUCGUGUCUCUGAGUCCGAGCGCCAAACUCUCUCUCCUUACCAAUCCGACAAGGCAUGA